UGGUGGUGGUCAAUUGCCUUCGCAUUUGCAUCAGUUCGAUUUGGGGGGAGGAGAAGGAGUUGGGCGAUCCAAUCAUGAGGGAGUGAGAUCGAGCGAUUGAUUAGGGGAAGGAAGGAAGGAGAGUGGAUUUCGAUUUUGUGGCCUCGAUUUUGACUUGAGAAGGCAAGAAUUCGGUCGAGAAAUUUGGGGAGAAUUUUGUGUUGGGGGAUUGUUGCCAAGAAUGGGUUGUUCUUCAGCCACUGAAAUGUUAUCUUGAUAUAUCUUUUGUUUGUAUGGGAUUUUAGUGGGGUGUGGAUUUUGACGGUCGAACCGAGCUUAGGUGAUUUUUGCGGGUGGAGUUUUUUAAGUUUUUGGAUUUCCUGUUUCGCAUCUGACGGUUCGGCUGUUCGAUUGGUUGGUUUUGAAUCGGAUUUUGGAAAUUUUUGGACGAAUUUGGGCGGAAAGGGAGUGUUUUUGUGAGGGCUUUUGGUCAGUUUGAGUGAACUUUCCUAAUUGGAGCCGGAUUUUGUGGCCGUAGAGCUGCCUUUGAAAAGGCGACGCCUUUACUUUGCUCCUCUAGUCUAGUGAUUGUGCCAAAGAUAAAAAAAAAGUAAUCUUCGUUUUGAUGAUCCAAUUUGUGAGAAGAUUUUGAGGAUUUUUUUUUCGAGGUGGUUUUGUUUGCCUCUAGUGUUUAUUUCUUUCCUCUCUCUUUCACUUGGCAGAUCCAAGAAACACCGAAAUUUUGCUUGAUUUUGCCGCGGAUUUUUUACUUUUUUAAUCUGAUCUGAUCCGAGAGAAUCCAAAGAAUUUUUUGAUCCAAGAAAAAGAGAAGAGAAGGGAAUUUCUUGCUGUGUGCGGGCGCCAUGGCCAUGGGGCUGAACCGAUUCACCCAAUGGCUGUGGCCGGCGAGCACGGCGCGCGCGGCGGCGGCGGCGGCGACGACGCACGAGCUCCCCACCACCGCCGCCGGCCUGACGAGCGCCUCCUUCCCGGACUUCCCUUCCGGGUUCCGGGAGCCGGACACCGUCACGUUCGCGGCGACCACGCGCCGCCGCGGCGGCCGCCGCAGCCGCCGCGAGGAGGACAGAGUGGACAGGGAGUUCGACAUGGUGAUCGUGGCGUCGGACGACGGCGGCGGCGGCGGGUGGCUGUCCGGGUCGGAGUCGGACGACUCCGACUGGGCCAUCGGGUGGCAGGAGAAGCUCUCGCCGGAGCUGCAGACCGACGGCGACCCCGACGGCUGCUUCGCCGUCCUCGUCCGGUGCUACCGCCACGGCCAGCCCGAGCCGGCGGGGAGGCCCGACGGCGGCGCCCACUUCCUCGCCACCGCCGCCUCCCUCGCCAACGGCGGCGGCCUCUCCGAUGGGAGGAAUUUUGUGUAACCGUGGUUUUCUUCUCGUCAGAACUCAGAUCUCCUAGCUACGCUGUAUAAUAUUAGUAUUGUCCCGUUUUGUUCUACUACGUUUUUUGAAGACGCAGAACUAUAUCGAUGAAGGAAGACAUGGAAACCCAAAAAAAGAUGUAUAAAAAGAAAACAGCAACAAAAAAAAGAGAGAGAGUAGCAGUGGGAUUUUGAAGCAGCGCUGAAUGUGGGUAUGUCCUUCCUGAGGUUUCAAGGCUAUUGUACCUUUGCAAAGCAAGGCAUAAUGCUGAUCAACACGAAUCGCGCGCGUCAUAGAGGAAACCUAUUCCCUUCUUGAUAAUGUGCUAACCUAUGAUAACAUGUAGAGAUGAAUUGCUAUUCCAUUGUUAAUUUGUCCCACUUGCUUUUGGAUUAUUGGACCUCGGCUCCUGCUAGUACCGGGCAUUGCAGUCUGUAAAUAUUCUCUGCAAAAACUGCAAAUGCACAAUUCUUCAGCGUGUGUACGUGUGUGUGUGUGUAUUUCUGUACAUUGGAACAGAAUCGAUCCUUGUAAAUUUUGCUGUAUAUAAACUUUUUUUUUUUGCCCAAGUGGAACUGGUUUUUGCUGCCCAUUUCAGAUGCUCUGCUACAUAUUAGUUUUGUCAGUUGUAUCAUUCAGGUUUCUUGAACUGAAAGAAUGCUAUGCUGAUGGUUUA
Oryza sativa Japonica Group (Japanese rice) is the source of this 2037-nucleotide messenger RNA. RefSeq lists its product as uncharacterized. The record is from RefSeq and is a predicted model, not a curated record. Lineage: Eukaryota; Viridiplantae; Streptophyta; Magnoliopsida; Poales; Poaceae.